AUGUCAGCCAACGCUCCAUGGCAUGCCGCAUUUCCCGCCCCCAAGAGCGUGGCGCCUUCUAUAUCGCGGGAGGAGCUAUUGCAAUGGAUUCGGGACGGUAAACAAGCCGGCAAAGACUACGUUCUUGUCGAUUUGCGCCGCACUGAUUAUGAGGGAGGGACAAUCCGGGGAUCAUUGAAUUUGCCAGCUCAGAGUCUAUAUCCCACCAUCCCGACAUUAUAUUCUCUUGUAUCGAACAGCAGCGCGAAGUAUGUGAUUUGGUACUGUGGGUCAUCUGCUGGUCGAGGUACUCGUGCAGGAGGCUGGUUUGCAGAUUAUCUAGAGGAGAAACAGGAUACAGAAGUUAAGAGCUUGGUUCUUACGGGAGGCAUCAAGGGUUGGGUUGCUGCUGGUUCGGAGUAUACUUCUUUGAUGGAUGGGUACGAUGCAUCUGUCUGGACGAAGUAG
This is a messenger RNA of Penicillium bovifimosum, 447 nucleotides long. Its product is annotated as putative arsenate reductase (Arc2). Lineage: Eukaryota; Fungi; Ascomycota; Eurotiomycetes; Eurotiales; Aspergillaceae. The transcript has 3 exons. The record is from RefSeq and is a predicted model, not a curated record. Gene Ontology annotation, molecular function: protein tyrosine phosphatase activity. Gene Ontology annotation, cellular component: cytoplasm; nucleus. The coding region runs from base 1 to 447 and encodes 148 amino acids.